GAUGGCCACUGACGCAUGCGCACUGGUGGUGCUGGUGGUGGCUGCGUGACCGGAAGAGGCGGGCAUAGGGCCUGCCUGGCAAGGCCCCCCUCCCGCUUGUCAUUGGCAGCCGAGGUGAAGGCGCCGGGAGGGACGGCGACGAUGUCUUGCUGCGGGAGCGGCCCGGUCGCCGCCAGAGGCCUCGGCCGCCUUCUGCUCCUGCAGAAAAAUGGGGUACGGCAUUGUUCCUAUUCAGCCUCACGGAAGAAUCUUUACAUCACUAAAGACACAAAGGUCAUUUGUCAGGGCUUUACUGGCAAACAGGGUACCUUUCACAGUCAACAGGCGUUGGAAUAUGGCACCAAUCUAGUAGGAGGGAUUUCUCCAGGCAAAGGGGGCAAAACUCACUUGGGGCUUCCAGUCUUUAACUCUGUGAAGGAGGCUAAAGAAAAAACAGGUGCUUCCGCCUCUGCGAUAUAUGUUCCACCUCCGUUCGCUGCUGCCGCAAUCAAUGAAGCCAUUGAUGCAGAAAUCUCCCUUAUUGUGUGCAUUACAGAAGGUAUUCCUCAGCAGGACAUGGUGCGCGUGAAACACAGAUUGCUUCGUCAGAACAAGACUCGCCUUGUUGGCCCAAAUUGUCCAGGAGUUAUCAAUCCUGGAGAAUGUAAAAUUGGUAUCAUGCCUGGUCAUAUUCACAAGAAAGGAAGAGUUGGUAUUGUAUCAAGAUCUGGCACUCUGACAUACGAAGCAGUUCAUCAGACCACUCAAGUUGGACUGGGACAAUCCUUUUGUGUUGGAAUCGGAGGAGACCCAUUCAAUGGAACCAAUUUUAUUGACUGUCUGGAUGUCUUCCUGAAAGAUCCGAACACCGACGGGAUUAUACUGAUAGGCGAGAUCGGUGGAAAUGCUGAAGAAGAUGCUGCGGACUUCCUUAGGAAAAACAAUUCUGGUCCGGACUCCAAGCCAGUUGUGUCGUUUAUAGCUGGAGUCACCGCUCCUCCAGGCAGGAGGAUGGGCCAUGCGGGGGCUAUCAUCGCUGGUGGGAAAGGUGGAGCGAAAGAGAAAAUCACUGCCCUACAGAACGCUGGUGUCGUUGUCAGCAUGUCUCCUGCUCAGCUAGGCUCUGCUAUAUACAAGGAGUUUGAGAAGAGGAAAAUGCUGUAAGAGGAGGAGCAUCCGUCCAAACGUGCCACUACAGAAAUCCCGCCUCCCUCCACGCUCUGUACUUCUCACCUGCUAAUUUUAUUUGCCUGAAUACAAUUGACAUCAGUCUUCUGAAUUCAGCUUAAAAAAAGCCACAAGGCUUUGUUUCAGUGGCUCCUUUGUCCAGACAUGAUUGUACAUCAUAGCAAAUGAAUAAAUCUACCACUAAACUUGAUUAUUUGAAA
This is a messenger RNA of Rhineura floridana, 1367 nucleotides long. RefSeq names its product succinate-CoA ligase GDP/ADP-forming subunit alpha (gene SUCLG1). The transcript has 9 exons. Gene Ontology annotation, molecular function: succinate-CoA ligase (GDP-forming) activity; succinate-CoA ligase (ADP-forming) activity. Gene Ontology annotation, cellular component: mitochondrion; succinate-CoA ligase complex (ADP-forming). Bases 16 to 1143 code for a protein of 375 amino acids. The record is from RefSeq and is a predicted model, not a curated record. Gene Ontology annotation, biological process: tricarboxylic acid cycle. Lineage: Eukaryota; Metazoa; Chordata; Lepidosauria; Squamata; Rhineuridae.